AUGGACGAUGUUUCCAGAUGUGCUGCAGGGCUCGCCAAAGUCCUCACUGCAGAGGAGGGGGAGGAAGCUCCACCACCCCCAAAGCAAGCAGUGCAGAAGGUCCAGGCCGGGGACCGUUACGUGGGCUGGCUGAAGCACCCUGUGUUGACGGCUCGGCAGAAGUUCGACCUUGUUGUUGAGGUAGGACCUGGAGACGAUAAGGGCGCUUGGAAGAUCACGGAUCCCAACAAGAAGCUGCAGGCUGGCAAGUCUUGGGAGGGCCCUUGCAAGGUGAUUGUUGAGAAAGACGGCAUCAUCUUCCGGGACGAAGAGACUGUGCUCAACGGGACCCUCAAUGGUGCUGGGCUGUGA
Molecule: messenger RNA, 351 nt
Organism: Symbiodinium pilosum
Lineage: Eukaryota; Dinophyceae; Suessiales; Symbiodiniaceae
Source: the annotation of a GenBank genome assembly